AUGGCUGCCCCUACAGCUCUUCGUCAGGCGGUGCCCGAGCUCCACCAGGUUCAACCUCAGGCUACAAACGACGAUGAAGUCUUGAUCGAUGCACAGGCGACAGAGCCUGAUGCCUCCAACUUGGUCGCCGAAUCUGCGGAAGACAACGAAAUGCGCAUCGACGAGGAAGGUCGCCCCGUUUUCACCCCAGCCAAGGAAAUCAGCGCCGCAUACCGCAUCGAGACUCGCAAGGUGCCUGUCCCGCCACACCGCAUGACCCCCCUCAAAGCGAACUGGACCAAGAUCUGCCCUCCUAUCGUCGAACACCUCAAGCUCCAAGUGCGCAUGAAUGUCAAGAGCCGCGCAGUCGAACUCCGAACCUCCAAAUUUACUAACGACGUAGGAGCGUUGCAGAAGGGCGCGGACUUUGUCAAGGCUUUUACUCUUGGUUUUGACAUCGACGAUGCUAUUGCUCUUUUGCGACUGGAUGAUCUUUACAUUCAAACAUUCGAGAUCAAGGAUGUGAAGACAUUGAAUGGGGAGCACCUAGGACGUGCAAUUGGCCGUAUUGCCGGCAAGGAUGGAAAGACCAAAUUUGCGAUUGAAAAUGCCAGUCGCACUCGUGUGGUGCUUGCAGACCAGAAAAUUCACAUCCUUGGUGGAUUCAAGAACAUUCACAUUGCCCGUGAGGCCAUCGUCAGCCUGAUCCUGGGUAGCCCUCCGGGCAAGGUCUACGGCAAUCUACGAACCGUUGCUUCACGAAUGAAGGAGCGGUUCUAG
Penicillium maclennaniae is the source of this 759-nucleotide messenger RNA. Its product is annotated as pre-rRNA-processing protein PNO1. Gene Ontology annotation, molecular function: RNA binding. Lineage: Eukaryota; Fungi; Ascomycota; Eurotiomycetes; Eurotiales; Aspergillaceae. Gene Ontology annotation, cellular component: nucleolus. The record is from RefSeq and is a predicted model, not a curated record. The transcript is spliced from 3 exons. Bases 1 to 759 code for a protein of 252 amino acids.